Messenger RNA from Microtus oregoni (creeping vole), 1189 nucleotides. RefSeq names its product RAB3B, member RAS oncogene family (gene Rab3b). Bases 151 to 810 code for a protein of 219 amino acids. Gene Ontology annotation, biological process: regulation of exocytosis; protein secretion; protein localization to plasma membrane. Gene Ontology annotation, molecular function: GTP binding; GTPase activity. The transcript is spliced from 5 exons. Gene Ontology annotation, cellular component: plasma membrane; synaptic vesicle; endosome. The record is from RefSeq and is a predicted model, not a curated record. Lineage: Eukaryota; Metazoa; Chordata; Mammalia; Rodentia; Cricetidae.
ACCCAGCGGGAACCCAACCCAUUUCCAGCCAGAUCCUAAGCCCUCGGUAGCCGAGGUGGGAACCAGACCCUCCCCGCCUGCCUCGCGCCCACAGCCAGCAGCAGGUGCGACAGUCCAGCUACACCGUCCCGGAGCCGGCUCCUGUUCGAGAUGGCUUCAGUAACUGAGGGUAAAGCUGGAGUCAAAGAUGCCUCUGACCAGAAUUUUGACUACAUGUUCAAACUUCUCAUCAUUGGCAACAGCAGCGUUGGUAAGACCUCCUUCCUCUUCCGCUAUGCUGACGACACCUUCACCCCGGCCUUCGUCAGCACCGUGGGCAUCGACUUCAAAGUGAAGACAGUCUACCGCCACGAGAAGCGUGUGAAGCUGCAGAUAUGGGAUACAGCUGGGCAAGAGCGAUACAGGACCAUCACCACAGCCUAUUACCGUGGGGCCAUGGGCUUCAUUCUGAUGUAUGACAUCACCAACGAGGAAUCCUUCAACGCCGUCCAGGACUGGGCUACUCAGAUUAAGACCUACUCCUGGGACAACGCCCAGGUGAUUCUGGUGGGAAACAAGUGUGACAUGGAAGAAGAAAGGGUAGUCCCCACCGAGAAGGGCCGGCUCCUCGCAGAGCAGCUUGGGUUUGACUUCUUUGAAGCCAGUGCCAAGGAGAACAUCAGCGUGAGGCAGGCCUUCGAGCGUCUGGUGGAUGCCAUUUGUGAUAAGAUGUCGGACUCGCUGGACACAGACCCCUCCGUGCUGGGCGCUUCCAAGACCACCCGUCUCUCAGACACCCCGCCACUGCUACAGCAAAGCUGCUCCUGCUAGGCCAGACCCACCCUCCCGCCGCCCCGUGUCGUGCCCACGUGUGAUCUGCUUUCCUCUGUAGCUCACCGUCCACUCCCCAGCCCCCGCAAGCUGAGCUCUCUCCCAGCACCUGUGGCUCUCCGAAGAUGGCCCCAAUUACAGACUCUAACGGUGCCGGGGUUACCGCUUGGGUGAAGAUUUCUUUUACAAAAGAAAACUCCCUUUUAUGAAGGAGGUUCCCUCUAGAGAUUUGGAAAGAAUCUUUUCUGCCCUUAAAAUAAAAUUUCCUUCACUUACCAAGCUAUCCCUCCCCGCCCCUCCCCCCACAUGUCAGGGGCUGGCCGGGGUGUGUGAUGGGACCCACCUGCACAGCUAAUCCUAUUAAAGAAAAUAUCUCGAA